This is a messenger RNA of Pygocentrus nattereri (red-bellied piranha), 2671 nucleotides long. It is a transcript of the gene drc8, whose product is annotated as EF-hand calcium binding domain 2. NCBI's taxonomy places the organism in Eukaryota, Metazoa, Chordata, Actinopteri, Characiformes, Serrasalmidae. The record is from RefSeq and is a predicted model, not a curated record. The transcript is spliced from 7 exons. Gene Ontology annotation, molecular function: calcium ion binding. Bases 205 to 696 code for a protein of 163 amino acids.
GGCUGCGACCGCUUCAGUCCGAGACGCCGCACAGCCAGCAGAUUCACUCAGGGGUUGAAGCUCGCUUACAGCGCGAACGGCGUUCCUGGACAGGGCCUGGAUGCGUUUCAUGGUUUAAUAUUUAGAUCUGAGCGGGAUUUAUCACGGAAAUAUCUGGCAACCCCGCGGCGGCGCGUCUCUGUUACUUAGCAACCGGCGCGGGACAUGGCGGAGGAUAAAGAGUCGGCGAAGGCCAUCGUGUCUGAGCUCCACAAGAGGAUCAGCAGCGCCUUCGAUGUCUUUGAUCAUGAGUCCAAUCACACGGUGGAUGUCAGAGAAAUCGGCACCAUCAUCCGCUCGCUGGGCUGCUUCCCCACUGAGGCUCAACUUCAUGAUGUAAUCGCUGAGAUCGAGGAGGAGGAGCCUACAGGGUUCAUACGCUUCGAGAGGUUCCUCCCCACCAUGAGCAGAAUCCUGUUGGAGCACAGGUUUCGGCCGGUUCCUGAGGACCUGCUGCUCCAGGCCUUCGAGGUUUUAGAUCAGCAGAAAAGGGGUCACCUGGAUCCAGAGGAGUUAACCAGAUAUUUAACACAGGAAGGAGAACCUUUUACGCAGGAGGAGAUGGAGGAGAUGCUGUCCGCCGCUGUGGAUCCUGAUAAAAACCUCAUUUUCUACAAGGACUUUGUGAGCGUGAUGACCGUAGAUGACCCCUGGUGAAGAGAGUGGGGUCAUCAAACUACAGAAGAUGGACAUCAAAGACAUCAGAGGAGCCGAAUUAUAAACAAUGACUUUAAUAAACUGAUCACUCUAAUCACUCUGUCACUCUGUCACUCUGAUCACUGAACACUCUAAUCGCUCUGUCACUCUGAUCACUAAUCGCUCUGUCACUGAUCACUCUAAUCGCUCUGUCACUCUGAUCACUGAUCACUCUAAUCACUCUGUCACUCUAAUCACUGUCACUCUGAUCACUCUAAUCACUGUCACUCUGAUCACUCGAAUCGCUCUGUCACUCUGAUCACUCGAAUCGCUCUGUCACUCUGAUCACUAAUCACUCUGAUCACUCGAAUCGCUCUGUCACUCUGAUCACUCGAAUCGCUCUGUCACUCUGAUCACUAAUCACUCUGAUCACUCGAAUCGCUCUGUCACUCUGAUCACUCUAAUCACUGUCACUCUGAUCACUCGAAUCGCUCUGUCACUCUGAUCACUCUAAUCGCUCUGUCACUCUAAUUGCUCUGUCACUCUGAUCACUCUAAUCGCUCUGUCACUCUGAUCACUCUAAUCGCUCUGUCACUCUGAUCACUCUAAUCGCUCUGUCACUCUGAUCACUGAUCACUCUAAUUGCUCUGUCACUCUGAUCACUGAUCACUCUAAUCGCUCUGUCACUCUGAUCACUCUAAUCACUGUCACUCUGAUCACUGAUCACUCGAAUCGCUCUGUCACUCUGAUCACUAAUCGCUCUGUCACUCUGAUCACUCUAAUCGCUCUGUCACUCUGAUCACUGAUCACUCUAAUCGCUCUGUCACUGAUCAUUCUAAUCGCUCUGAUCACUCUAAUCGCUCUGUCACUCUGAUCACUAAUCGCCCUGUCACUCUGAUCACUCUAAUCACUCUGUCACUCUGAUCACUGAACACUCUAAUCGCUCUGUCACUCUGUCACUCUGAUCACUGAACACUCUAAUCGCUCUGUCACUCUGAUCACUAAUCGCUCUGUCACUGAUCACUCUAAUCGCUCUGUCACUCUGAUCACUGAUCACUCUAAUCACUCUGUCACUCUGAUCACUGAACACUCUAAUCGCUCUGUCACUCUGAUCACUAAUCGCUCUGUCACUGAUCACUCUAAUCGCUCUGUCACUCUGAUCACUGAUCACUCUAAUCGCUCUGUCACUCUGAUCACUGAUCACUCUAAUCGCUCUGUCACUCUGAUCACUAAUCGCUCUGUCACUGAUCAUUCUAAUCGCUCUGAUCACUCUAAUCGCUCUGUCACUCUGAUCACUCUGAUCACUCUAAUCGCUCUGUCACUCUGAUCACUGAUCACUCUAAUCGCUCUGUCACUCUGAUCACUAAUCGCUCUGUCACUGAUCAUUCUAAUCGCUCUGAUCACUCUAAUCGCUCUGUCACUCUGAUCACUGAUCACUCUAAUCGCUCUGUCACUCUGAUCACUCUAAUCGCUCUGUCACUCUGAUCACCGAUCACUCUGAUUACUCAUCACUCUGGUCACUGAUCACUAAUCACUGAUCACUGUCAGGCUAUCACUGAUCACUCUGAUCACUGUGGUCACUCUGAUCACUGAUAACUCUGAUCAAUCUAAUCACUCUUUCAUUCUGAGCACUCUGUCACUCCUCACUGUGAACCAUCGCUGAUGACCUCACUGCACUCACACAGCUCAGAGUGACUCUGUAAUAAUGUGAAUAUGCAGCCGUGACGUUUAGAGAAUCAUUAAAAGGACUUUGUGUUCUUUAAGCUGAGAAAUGAAAGUUAAUCCUGUUUAAACACCAGCAAAUGUGAAAAUGGCUGAAAAGCAUGUUUUACUUCGCAUUGUUUAUAUUUACAGCAUAUAUUUUUGCUGACUUAGCAAAUCAUUUUAUUUACAAUAAUAUCUUUCAUGUAACUUCAGGUUCAGUCCUGUGUAAAGGUUUUGGCACCUCCAGUUAAACUCCCUGCACACUUUAAUAACACACAGUGGUUUUCAUUUA